This is a messenger RNA of Diatraea saccharalis (sugarcane borer), 2136 nucleotides long. NCBI's taxonomy places the organism in Eukaryota, Metazoa, Arthropoda, Insecta, Lepidoptera, Crambidae. The record is from the annotation of a GenBank genome assembly.
AUGGCCUCAUUUCUAACACCGGCAUACCUUCGUAUAGCGGGUCCGUCGACGAGUCACACCACCUUUGAAAACACCUCCAUCACCAUAGACAAGAUACAAUACGAAAAGAAUGAAAACUUUUUUAAAAACCUACUCGGAAAGCGAAAAAGGCAAGCUCCAUCUAGGUUGAAAAUAACGAAUUUUCAAUGGCGGGAAUUUAUAAAGUGGGCGAACGUGACUGGGUUCGAUAUAGUUUUUGCUUUGAACAAUGACGAGAAGACGUCUUCGGGUCUGUGGGAUCCUAGUUCGGCGUUAACUGCGUUGACGUUGGCCAAAAAAGCGAAUAUUGAAAAUAUAGUCUGGCAACUGGGAUAUGAGUGCAACAAUAAAACCAUCGACGAGUACCUGAAUGACCUGGAGACUGUGCGUGUGUUGAUGGAGACGGUGCAGGGGGGCGGGCGCGCGGGGGGGCCGCGCUGGCGGGCGGCCGGCGGUGACGUCACACGCUGCCUCACACAACCCGGCGACUUCAACGAUUACAUCACGUUAGCUAUAGACAUGGCCGACGUACUCAUGCUCAACGGAAACUCUACAACUCAAGAGUUGGAUGAAAUGAGUGAAAGAGAUCGGUUGAAGCUAUUGACAUCACUCCAGCGCAGCUCUACCCCAUUGUGGAUCACGGACAGUCCGCUGUGGACUGGCGAGAUGGAGAGGGCUGCCGAUUGGAUGGCCAGCCUGGGGUACUCCGCCAGAAAUGGAUUUUCGGUGCAUUUCAGGGAAUUGAUGACUGAAGAACUAUACGAACCGACUCUGAGUUUCUAUAUGGCACUUUUGUAUAAGAACUUGGUGGGCGAGCGAGUGUUACCCGUACAAUUCAAUACGUUACAAACGACAGUAUUCGCACACUGUACAUCGCUGCGUCAGAAGGCGGUGCCGCGAGCGGUCACUCUGUAUGGAGUUAACAUGGAACAGAAACCUACCAGACUCGCUGUCAAACUUACACCAAGGGAGGACGUGAACGGACGGGCUAUGACCAACGAAGGUGACAUUCGUCCAAUUCUUAAACGAGUGCGUCCCUACAAGACUCUUCUUAUUAAUUUACCGGCUAAAUCAUUCGGUUUUUGGGUUCUGUCUAACACGAAUAUUGCGGCUUGCCAAGAUAUCGACGACAGUGAUAAGAAAUUUGUUCAAGCCGAAAAUAUUAACUUAGAUGACAUUGAGAUAGAAAAGAAAACGGUCAGGCGAAAGCGUUUCACAACAAUCGACGAUUUCAAUGAUGAGUUUCUAGAAGCUGAUUUAGGUGAUCUUGAUAAUAGUAUAGACACCGUGCAACUGAAAGAUAUGAUAAAAAAUUUAAAUGAGGAAUUGAGGAGCGCACAACAUUUUUUUAAAAGACACACGUCAAGAGUACGGCGUCAAGUGAACGAUCAAAUCAAAGGAACAAGAAAAGCAAGAAGGCAAUUGAUAACAUAUAAAAAAGACAAUAAAUAUGACGAUGUCGAAAGUAAACCAAUUUUAAAUUUAUUAGGUACUUUGUUGCAGCUCACUAGAAAAAAUAAUACAAGGUUUCUAAGAAAACCCAUGAAAUUACAUAGAAGAAAGACUGGAAGUAGAUACCAUUACGAUAGAUUGCAAAAUGAAGAGUUUGUUGAAAAUAAUAAGGGUAUUAGAAAUAAAAGAAAUAUAAUAGGUGAUCAAUUUCAGAGAAGGUAUAAAAGUGAAGAAGAUUCCACAAAAGAGAACGAAAUAGAUAUCGAAAAUAAUAGAGAUAGAUAUAGAGAAAGUAAAAAAAUUAGGAACAUACUGAACGGUAUCCAGAAGCAAAUGCAAAAUAUGCCUCCAGACGCUUCCGAUAAUGAUACCAAAGAUAAAUCGAAGAUCAAUGAAAAAGUUAUAAUUAAAACUGAACUAACGGAUGACAGUGCUACCAUAAACUUCAGUGAAACUCCUGGACAUGGUGUGAUAAAAACAACAUUCGAAAAUCUGUUCUCAGUAUUGGCUGAACUAAAUAAAAAUAUUAAUAAAUUUUGCGAAGAGCGAAGCCACGUAGUCACAGCGCCCGCCGGCGCCGGCGCCGGUAUCGGACACCUUACCGGACCCGUGCCGGACUGCCGGCGUUACCUAGUAGAGGACGUCAAGCUCACGGAAUUUGGAUGA